GGGAGGGCGAGGGCGCCGUGCAGGACGCGCUCAGCGUUCUGCAGGCGACCGCCCAGCAGGCCGUCACGCCGCUGCACGUGAAGCAGUACGAGGCCGAGCAGGAGCUCUGGCGCCUACACUUUGUGCAGUUCAAGAUGCAGAACGCCGUGCUGCGGCCGCUGGUGCAGGAUCCCAGGCACAACCUCCUGACGGAGCCCAGCGGGUUGAGAGGGCCAAUCGCCGGCGGUCCGGGGCUGCCUGGGAACAACGUGCCGGGCGCCAAUUCCAACGCCGCGAGGAGCGGAGCAGGCAGCGACCUGCGCAUCACCACCAAGAACGUGAAGGACAGGAUCGUCCCCGAACUGGCGAAGCUGCUGAUGGGCGAGCAUACCUCGGAGGGGAAGUACGGCGGCAUGCUGCGGCCCACGCCGGCCAGACUCCGCGAGCUCGGCCCCGAGGUGAGGCAGGACCUCGCUGGCGCGAUGACCAGCUGGAUAGCCUGGGCGCAGGAGAGCAUGGGCCCUCAGACCAAGGACCUGGGCAAGGUGGUCGCCGUGGGCGUACCGCCCCCGGAGGGCACCCCAGGAGAGCCCACGACGCUUGACCUGGCCGACUGGACGCGGCAGGUGCAGCGGAGCCUCGGGCCCUGCUGGAUGGACCUCGUGCCGAAGAUCUGGGACACCUUCCACAGUCCCACGGAGAAGCGCCUCAGCAUGAACGAGUUCUUCCUCGCGCUGAUCUGCUGCUCCAAGGGCACCGUCGCCGAGAAGGCGGUGCUGUCGUGGCAGCUGCGGAGCCCCUGCGGCACGGACGCGAUAUCGCUCUUCAACCUGUACGGCACGGUGCAUCCGACGAUCAGGAAGCACCACGCGACGCCCGUGACGCCCAGCGCCGCCCUCGUCAUCGACCGGUUCGACAGCGGCAAGGUGGAGCGCGCUGGGGUCUUCUUCGACAGCCCCCCGAGGCCGGAGGACCGGAUCUCCCGGAGCGUGCUUCACUUCAAGGUAUUCUCCAGGGCCGCGCAGCACGAGCACGAGGUGCUGCUCGGAGAGGUGUACAUCACCACGCUGCGUCCCUUCGUCACGCAUUCCCCAGGGGGCGACGAGGCCCACGACUUCACUAUUUGGGGGGAGGUCGGCGAGUUCACCAAGCGCACCGCGGGUGACAUCGGCGGCGCGCGGCCCGUCAUCGGCUGGCUCAGGAUGUCGCUCGAGUGGGUGGUGUCCUCGAACGAGAAUCCCGAGGUCGGCCAGCUGGUGAUCGGGCUCCGCGAGAUCGAGUUCAACACGGUUGCAGUUGACGCGCCGAACAAGCGGAACCCGCGUGUGGCGCUGCUGAUGUACGAUGAGGCCGGCCAGGAGCAGCACAUUAAGAGUGCGCCAGGGGGCCGCGGGCCUGGCCACGGAGGCGAGAACAUGGGGUGGCCAGAGACGAUGGAGUGGCGCAGAGACACCUUGCACCACUACGGCCGUGGAAAUCAGGGAUGGGACGUGAGGAACGGCGUGUGGAAGUGGAGCUACGCCGUAGGGAACCAGUUCUCCGAGCAGGGGCUCAUCGUCCGCAAGGACUUCGUGACGAACAGGGGGCCGUCCAGGACGACCAUAUCGAUGAAGGCUGCAGUAUCCCGCUUGCCCUGGCGCCAGCGGAGAGAGGGGGAGGGGCAGGUCAGAGCAGGGGAACAGGGCAUCAGGUUUCCAGCACCGUUUCGGCCUCCCCGGGUCUUGCCCGUGCUCCAGGGCCAGUAA
This is a messenger RNA of Prorocentrum cordatum, 1724 nucleotides long. The record is from the annotation of a GenBank genome assembly. Lineage: Eukaryota; Dinophyceae; Prorocentrales; Prorocentraceae.